Molecule: messenger RNA, 6129 nt
Organism: Drosophila albomicans
Lineage: Eukaryota; Metazoa; Arthropoda; Insecta; Diptera; Drosophilidae
Gene: eag
Product: potassium voltage-gated channel protein eag
Exons: 18
Coding region: 1498-5376 (1292 amino acids)
Biological process (GO): potassium ion transmembrane transport; regulation of membrane potential
Cellular component (GO): membrane
Molecular function (GO): voltage-gated potassium channel activity
Source: RefSeq, a predicted model, not a curated record
AAGCGAAAAGAAUGGAAAAAAUUCUCUGUGUGCUGUGUCAUUAGUUCUUGGUUGCUGCUCGUUCGUUUCUGUUCUGUUCAUAUAUAUUUUUUUUUGUAUUUUUUUUAUCGUACUGCCAAGGAAAAAAAUGAAGAAAUUGUGGAGGAAAAGUGUGGCAUAGAGAGCGGCGCGUGCGAGCCAAAAAAAGCAAAGCAAAAAAAAAAAAAAAAGGACAAGUUGCAAGGAAGCGAGUCGGCAAUUGUUGCAUAUUUCCUCUGACAACAACUCGAGUCUUCAACUUUUUUUUUUACUGUGUAUCGCAUAUGCAAAUGUAUUAUUAAAUAUAUAUAUAUUUAAUUGUUGUUCUUUUUUUUCUUGUUGUUGUUGUUGUUCUUUUCCUAAACUGCAGUGCGAAAGUGAAGGGUGGAAAACGCGUUAAAAGUAAUCAAGAAAUUACAAGAAAUUACACAAAAAAAAAAGAAAGAAAAGAAAAUAAGUAAAAAUAAAUCCAAAAAAAAAAGGAAAAGCGAAAUUAAAUUAAAUGUUGGAAAAAGAAGAGUGAAGACAACGAGACAACAAAAUAAAGCAGGAGACGCAGCAGAGACGCGAACAAACAUAAACAAAAGUGAUAAACAAACAGAGAAAGAAGCAAAAAGAAAAAAAACAAACAAACAAGCAAAUAAACAAACAGUAAACAGGAAAAACCGAAAGAGCAAAGGCAAGAGGAAUACAUUAUUAUUAUUAUUCACAUAAAAAGCAAUCAAAAAAAGCAACAGCAACAAAAGUGCCAUAUGCAACCGAUAAGACUGUGUGAAGUGGUCAAGUGGUCAACAGCAACAGCAACAUCAAGCGACAGCAGCUGCCAUAACAACAACAACAACAACAACGAGAACAACAACAACAACAACAACAACAAGUGAAGCUGUAUUUGCAAUUCUUGACAUUGAAAUUGUCGUCGCGUUCUCCGUGUGUGUGCGUGUGUGUGUGUGCGUGAGUGUGUGAGUGCGUGUGCGUGAUUAGUGCUUGCGUGUGUGUGUCAGUGUGUGUGUGUGUGAAUGUGCGUGUGUGCUCGUGUAUUUUAGAGAGUAAUCAACUCAAAAUGGCGGCCGGCCAGCGCAGUCGAAAUGCAGCGCUGCUCAGCGUUCUCCUUGUCGCCUUCGUCGCCGUCGUUGUCGCCUCCUCCUCCACCAUCGGCUCAGUCACCGUCAACGUCAACGUCAUCGCGGCGAUGCAUCUGUAAGCGAAUGCGUAGAGAUCGAGUCCAGGAAGCACGCCCAAUAGCACAUUGUAGAAGGCGAGUCGACUAACUUCAUUCAACAGUCGAGUGCAGCAGGUGUUCGAGGUGCAACCAUCGGCAAUAGAAGCAACAUUCAACAGGAACAGGAGCAGCCAACAAGCAACACAACCACAACCACAAAACAUAACAGCAACAACAACAACCACAGCAACAACAACAACCACAAACACAAACAGAGUCAUCGCAAGACGGCGACGCGGCGUUGCAAGUAGGCAGCCAAAAUGCCUGGCGGACGACGCGGACUGGUUGCGCCACAGAACACAUUCCUCGAGAACAUAAUACGGCGUUCCAACUCGCAGCCGGACAGCUCGUUUCUAUUGGCCAACGCACAAAUCGUCGAUUUUCCGAUCGUCUACUGCAAUGAGUCCUUCUGUAAGAUCAGCGGCUAUAAUCGAGCCGAGGUCAUGCAGAAGUCGUGCAGGUAUGUAUGCGGCUUCAUGUACGGCGAGCUGACAGACAAGGAGACGGUGGGAAGGCUGGAGUACACGCUGGAGAAUCAGCAGCAGGAUCAAUUCGAAAUAUUGCUCUACAAGAAGAACAAUAUACAAUGUGGCUGCGCCCUCUCGCAGUUCGGCAAGGCACAAACUCAAGAAACGCCGCUAUGGCUGCUGCUUCAGGUGGCGCCCAUACGCAACGAAAGGGAUUUGGUUGUGUUAUUUCUUUUGACGUUUCGGGAUAUAACGGCUCUGAAGCAGCCCAUCGACAGCGAGGAUACCAAAGGUGCAGUUAAUCUAUUCCUUCCAGUUUUAGGUCUAUCGAAAUUCGCCAAGUUGGCACGAUCUGUAACACGCAGCCGGCAAUUCAGCGCACAUUUGCCCACGCUGAAGGAUCCCACAAAGCAGUCGAAUUUGGCGCAUAUGAUGUCGCUGAGUGCCGAUAUUAUGCCACAGUACAGACAGGAAGCGCCAAAGACGCCACCACACAUACUCUUGCAUUAUUGUGCAUUUAAAGCAAUCUGGGACUGGGUGAUAUUGUGUUUAACAUUUUAUACCGCCAUCAUGGUGCCAUACAAUGUAGCGUUUAAAAAUAAAACCUCUGAGGAUGUUUCCCUGCUCGUUGUGGACUCAAUAGUCGAUGUUAUCUUCUUUAUAGAUAUUGUGUUAAACUUUCACACCACUUUUGUGGGCCCGGGCGGCGAAGUGGUCAGCGAUCCAAAGGUUAUACGCAUGAACUAUCUAAAGUCAUGGUUCAUCAUUGAUUUAUUAAGCUGCCUGCCCUACGAUGUCUUCAAUGCCUUCGAUCGCGACGAGGACGGCAUCGGUUCGCUGUUCAGUGCUUUGAAAGUGGUUCGUUUACUGCGUCUUGGUCGCGUCGUUCGCAAACUCGAUCGCUAUCUGGAGUAUGGGGCCGCCAUGCUGAUACUGCUCUUGUGCUUCUACAUGCUGGUGGCGCAUUGGCUGGCCUGCAUUUGGUACUCCAUUGGACGCAGCGAUGCCGACAAUGGCAUCCAAUACAGCUGGCUGUGGAAACUGGCGAAUGUGACGCAAUCGCCGUAUUCGUAUAUCUGGAGCAACGAUACGGGCCCCGAGCUCGUCAACGGUCCAUCCAGAAAGAGCAUGUAUGUGACAGCUUUGUACUUCACCAUGACCUGCAUGACUUCGGUGGGCUUCGGCAAUGUUGCAGCGGAGACAGACAACGAGAAGGUGUUCACCAUCUGCAUGAUGAUCAUUGCAGCUCUGCUGUACGCAACGAUCUUCGGUCAUGUGACAACGAUCAUACAACAAAUGACUUCGGCCACCGCCAAGUAUCAUGACAUGCUGAACAAUGUGAGGGAGUUUAUGAAACUGCACGAGGUGCCCAAGGCGCUAAGCGAACGCGUCAUGGACUAUGUUGUCUCUACGUGGGCCAUGACCAAGGGUCUCGACACCGAGAAGGUACUAAACUAUUGUCCGAAAGAUAUGAAGGCUGACAUAUGUGUUCAUCUAAAUCGCAAAGUAUUUAACGAGCAUCCAGCAUUUCGUCUGGCCUCGGAUGGUUGUCUGCGCGCAUUAGCCAUGCACUUUAUGAUGUCCCAUUCGGCGCCGGGGGAUCUGCUCUAUCACACCGGCGAGAGCAUCGAUAGCCUCUGCUUCAUAGUCACCGGCAGUCUGGAGGUUAUACAGGAUGACGAGGUUGUGGCAAUAUUGGGCAAAGGCGACGUCUUCGGCGAUCAAUUCUGGAAGGACUCGGCCGUGGGCCAGAGUGCCGCCAAUGUGCGUGCGUUGACCUAUUGUGAUUUGCAUGCCAUCAAACGUGAUAAAUUGCUCGAAGUCCUCGAUUUCUAUUCGGCAUUUGCGAAUAGCUUUGCACGCAAUCUGGUGCUCACCUACAAUCUCAGACAUCGACUGAUUUUUCGCAAGGUGGCCGAUGUGAAGCGCGAAAAAGAAUUGGCCGAACGGCGUAAGAACGAGCCGCAAUUGCCCCAGAAUCAGGAUCAUCUCGUUCGCAAGAUCUUCUCCAAGUUCCGACGGACGCCGCAAGUCCAGGCGGGCAGCAAGGAGCUCGUCGGCUCUGGCCAAAGUGAUGUCGAGAAAGGCGACGGCGAGGUGGAGCGUACCAAGAAGCUACCUGCUAAACUAACAUUAACCGAGGACUCACGCAUCCUAACAACCGCCGCCGUACCCUCACCAUCGCCAUCACCCUCGCCCUCAUCGGGUCCACCAUCUGCACGUAGUACCCGUGCUAGCAAAUGGGGACGCCUUCUGGGCAGUUCAAGUGUCGAUUCAGCUAGCGAUACUAGCGCCAAGGUAGCCGUCUCGAGAAGUUUGAGCGCCCGCGAAAGUCUGCGUGAGAGCACUGCCCAAGCGAGGCAGAGUAGUACUUCGAGUAGCAAUGGUGGACAAGGCAAUAAACAUUUACAAUUAAGCAAAGUAUUUCCCAAGGCGCCCAAGCUGCAGGCAAGCCAGGCGACUCUCGCCCGCCAGGACACCAUUGACGAGGGUGGCGAGGUGGACUCCUCGCCCCCCAGCCGCGACAGUCGUGUGGUCAUCGAUGGCGGCGCCUCAUCGAAUGCGCCGCCAAAUGCGACAGCGGCCACAACGCCUGGCACAUCGGUUGCUGUGGUUGGUGCCACGGCACAGACGGGGACGGGAGCCGGGAUCGGGAGUGGAAGCGGGAGUGCAGGAAAGGAACGAAAUUUGGCAUUGGAACGGGAGCGACAAAUCGAGAUGGCCAGCUCGAGGGCAACCACAUCGGACACGUAUGAUACGGGGCUGCGUGAGACGCCGCCCACGCUGGCACAGCGCGAUCUCAUUGCCACCGUGCUGGACAUGAAGGUGGAUGUGCGGCUGGAGUUGCAGCGCAUGCAGCAACGCAUUGGCCGCAUUGAGGAUCUGCUGGGUGAGCUGGUCAAGCGGCUGGCGCCGCAGGUCGAUAGCAGCGGCCAGACAACGCCUGGCGACGAGAUCUGUGCGGGUUGCGGUGCGGGCGGCGGCGGCGGCGUAGCAGCUGCUGGGAUCAUCAUGGCAGCUGGCACGCCGACAACAACACCUGCGCCUGCGAUCACAACGCCCGUGGACACUGUGAUAACCAUCUCAUCGCCGACAGCAGCCACACCAGGAACAGGAAUAGGAACAGGAACAGGAGCGACAAGUGCAAGUGGAGCUGGCGCUGCCAGCGGUCUACUAAAUCCAAGUGUCCAAGUUGUGUCGAGCGCGGGAGGCAACGGCCUGGGGCCGCUGAUGCUCAAAAAGCGACGCUCGAAGAGCAGGAAAGCACCGGCGCCUCCUAAGCAGACACACGCGACGCCAACGGCCACAGUGGCUGGAGGAGGAGCUGUUGGAUCUGCAACCGCAACUGGAUCUGGUACGACAAGCUCGACAGCGUCAGCCUCAGCCUCAGUCCCAGCCACAGCCUCAGCAGCUGGCACGGUGGCAGCCACAACCAGUUCGGUGGCUGCUGCCGAAUUGUUACAUCUGCGUCUGCUCGAGGAGGAGUUCACAGCAGCACAGCAGCUUCCGUCAAGCGUCAGCGUGAUCGCAUCGCCGACGGCGACGACGACGCCGCCAGCAGCAGCAGCAGCAGCAGCAACAGGAGCGGGAACGCCGACGACAACAACAACGAGCGCGGCAACAACACCGACCGGCAGCGGUCGCAGCAGCGUGAAACGGGAGUUUCUCUAGCCAAAGAUUUUGGUGCGCCAUCAGUCGGCGGAUAGCAGCAGCUUCGAGCAAUAAAACUGAGCCGCAAUCGUGGCCAUUCUUCUGAGUUUGCCUACGCAUACGCUUAGCUAGUCCUAGUCUCUAACUGUAACUGUAACUGUAACUGUAACUGUAAACCGUAACUGUAACUGUAACUUGUAACUUGUAACUAAUGGAUACUAUGAUAAUAUAACUAUUACUAUAUAGGGACAUAUGCCUGCAUAACUACAACUGCAACUAAUUUUAGAUACACAUACGAUCUCUGUUCGUUCGUAGGUGUCUUUCUCUCUAUCUCUCUCUCUCUCUCUCUUUCUUUCUCUCUGCCUUUUGUAUCAUGCCUAAGCCCGCCUCUUUUUCACUCUACCUCGCUCAAACACACACACACACCCACUCUCCUUUAAGUAACGCGUGCACUUAAGCUCCCUUAGCCCCCCUUACCCCUGCCCACCAUACAGGCAAAGUUUUUGCUACUCUCUUUCACUCGCUCUCUCUUUUUCUCUUUCUCUCUCUCUGAAGUAUGUUUUUGAUGGAUGCUAAGGAUUCAUAAUUAUGAUAUUGUGUGUAUUUUAAGGCAAAGCAUAUUGCUUACGAAUUUGCUACAUUUACUGCAAUUAUUUACCUUUAUAUACGAAACAAUUACAAAAAUACGAGUAUUGUAGUUGACGAGAAGACGAGAAUGACGACAUCUGCGACGGCGACGGCGACUUGGACGGCGACAAACUAACUAGUUAUAUA